AUGGAAGUUGAUGGUCAGAGACAACACUCUGUUUUCACGAUAGCAGAGAUUCGUGAGCAGAUCAUGAAGGAAAUCGACCAGAUCAUGGAAGUUUUCUCUCUCUCGAAAUCAGAUGCAACCGUAAUACUUAUCCGUCUCCGAUGGAACAUGUUCAAAGCUUCAGAUCGUUUGGGUGACGACGAUAAGAAGAGAUUUCUGGCGGAGCUAGGGUUGGUUCCAAUUACCGGUUUGUACAAAAACAAAUCGGUUGAUUCUUGUGUGGAUCAUGAGACCCACUCUCCCGAUGAUGGCGAAUACGUGGCAGUCUCCACACCCUUUUGUCCACACAAGUAUUGCACAAAGUGUUGGAGCAAAUAUCUCAUCCAAUCUCUGCAUAUGAAGAAGGUGGGUGAGGUAUUAGCACUCUCAUGCCCUAAACCAGGCUGUGCUGCGUCUGUUGGACCAGACACGAUCGUGAAGCUCACACCAAAACUGAUGGAGAUAUACGAUGGUUACGUUCUGGCAUCUUACAUGGCGGGGAAAUCGAUGAAAUGGUGUCCGGCUCCUGGAGGCUGCGAUUACGCCAUUGAGCUUGGUAAGGACGUGUAUGGUGAUGUUGGUGAUGAGGAUGAUGGUUUUGGUGUGGUGUGUGUGUGUGGUCACAUAUUCUGUUGGAGCUGCAAGGGCGAGUCACACCGGCCCGUGACUUGUAACAACGCUCUCACUUGGUUGAGAGAUCGCGAGGAUAAGGCAAAGAGCCUUGAGUGGACCGUGAGUAAGACCAAACCUUGUCCUGUUUGCAAUCUUCCUGUGAAGAGUAACAGCGACACUGAUGUGAGACUCGUCACUUGUGUCUGCAGUAAUGUCUUCUGUUGGAACUGCUUGGGGAAAGGACCAGAGCACAAUGGGAAUUGGAAUUGUGUUGAGGUGGUCUCUGUCACACCACCACCGAAAGAUGAGUUUAAACUCAGGCUUCACUUGAACCACUGGGAUGAGAGUCAAAAUGUUAUGCAACAAGCUAAAUCCGUUAUCCGAGACUUGGAGCGCUACUGUAUACCAAAACUAACCGAGAAUUUCGGUUUAGGGGAGGAAGAUAUCAGGGCUCUGAGAGAAGCCUGGAUGCUGGUUCUUCAGUGCCUGCUCGUCCUGAAAUGGAGCGGUGUGUUUGGUUAUUUCUUAACCGACUAUCAGAGCGCCAAGGUGGAGUACCUGAACCACCUUCGUGAUAAAGCUGCCGUGGCUUUCGAUAGCCACAAAAAGACUCUUGAUGAGUUGGUGGGUGGAGAGUUAACAGCUGAAGCUUGCGGUUUCUUCAGGCACAGAUUGGAAGCCACGACGGCAACAACUGGGGGUUUCUUCCAUGACUUUGUCAAAGCUAUGGAAGGUGGUUUUUCUGAAGUCAAGGUUAAUUCUUAUGAUGAUGCACCGAUGAGCUCCUGGUUCUGCGAUCGCUGCACGUUUCAGAACAAUUGGUUUGAUAAGGAGUGUGCCAUGUGCUUUGUCCCUUCUGAGUCUCCUGCUCCUCGUGACGUGGCUUCUAGUUCUGGUCAUGCCAACAACAUUGCAAGUACAAGUGCAAGUGCUUAUCAUCUUCAUCAUGUCCCAAACAUGCCCAACAUUCCAUUUGCUUAUCAUCUUCAUCAAGUCCCAAACAUGCCCAACAAUCCAUUUGCUCCUCCUCAACAAGGAACCAACCUUCCCAAAUUCGGUCAAGAGUGA
Messenger RNA from Microthlaspi erraticum, 1698 nucleotides. The record is from the annotation of a GenBank genome assembly. Lineage: Eukaryota; Viridiplantae; Streptophyta; Magnoliopsida; Brassicales; Brassicaceae.